AUGACGUUUUUGUGUGUUCCCACGAUAUCUACCUCAGAAGUCGACGUGACUGUACCACUAGAAAAAUUUAUUGCUGCGAAAUUCGGACAAUCUGUUGCAAGAGAGUGUAUCAAUCCUCUAGAAAGACUGAAUGUUUUACGCAGUAAGGCUUGCUUUGUUGUGGACUGCCACUUAACCGAACGGAUUGAGUCUCUAGCAAUGUAUCAUGAUGCUUUAUGGAAUUUUGAAAAGCGGAUCAAUACGUCAGAAGACUUAGGAAUUACAUGGAGCUGGAGCGACAUAUUUCAAAAGAACUAUUCAAAGCACUAUUCCUUUAGCUUUGAACGAAUGAAUAUCAUUUUUUGUUAUGCUGCUGUCCAUUCAGCUUUGGCUACAACAUAUAAUUUAAACAUGGAGCACACAUUAAUGAAGGCUAUUUCCAGUUACAAGAUUGCUGCUGAAGCAUUCGAGUAUCUUGCUUCACAUGUUGAACAGUCGAAUAAGAAUAUGACUCAAGAGUUACUGACUGUUUUCAGCGAUGUUAUGAUCGCACAAGCCAAUGAGUGCAAUUUUCUUCGAUUUCGCAAUGAUGAACCUGAAUAUCGACGUAUUGUCAAUCAUAUCAAUAAAUUGUAUAAAAAGUGCCUAGAUUCAUUUUCAGCCACUUCAAAUUGUUUACAAGAUGAAGACAUAGUAAAAUGUUUACCUGAGGACUGGCAGCGAGUUAUUAAAACUAAACAAAAGUAUUACAGUAUUUUAGCCUCAGCUCAUUUAGGUGAAGACAAACGAAAAUGCAAAAAGGACGCUAAGGAAUCUGCUGGUCUUCUAGUUUCUAGAUUCACGCGUAGUCUUUCAUCUCGUCGUUGGUCAGAAAGUUUUGCACCUGUGCAUGAGAUGGAAACCAAUAGUGAAUUACAAGCAACUCCUGUCCUAAGUAGUGAUAUCAUAACAAAGGAGGUCUUGCACAUACCGCUAUUGUUUCCAGAACCAGAAGAUAUUUUUGAAGUGUUGGUUCCAUUUCCUGUUCUUGAAGGUUUAGCUAUUGCUAACGACACACGAACAGCAAUUGUUAAGUCGGAAUUUACUAAGUUGAAGAAUGCUGAUAUUACUUUUGAGAGGGAAAUGACUAAACACAAUUUUCCACGUUCAUUGGAACUUAGUGUAUUUCAAUUGGUUUGUGAAACAGUUUUGAAAGAAUCUUCUAAAAUUCGAAAUUCUGGUGGAUUAGAGGCUUUAAGACAGAAAAUCAAUUCACUAAAACCAAUGGCGGAAGACCGAUUCAAAACGCUUGCAGAAAUAGAAGAGAUGUUACGUAAAGAAGAAAACAAUGAUGUUGCUUUUAGAACUGGCUACACUAAUGUUUUGUUUCGUGAACCAUCAGAAAAGUUGAAUGCUAGUUUUCGUGAAAAAAUUGAUAAGAUACGUCUAUCUGUACAAUUGGUGUCUGAAAAAGACUUGGAUGUGAUAUCUUUAUUCAAACAACACGAAGCAAGCUUUCAAACAUUGAACUUGCCUGAAAAUGAAAUUAUAGCCUAUAUUCAGUCAAAUUUGGAGGUUGAAGAGAUAAGCAUUAUCGCGGAAAUAGAAAAUAUUCGUAAAGAUUUAAUACGUAUUUGGGAACAACUUGAAGUGAAUAAAUGUCAGCGCAAUGAUGUCAUAAAAAUGUGGGAGUUGGUUUGUUUACCACCAAAUUUUAUUGAAACACUAACCAGAUGGUAUCGUACAAAUGGUGAAAUUGAUCAUAAUGAAGUAACUGCAAGAACAUUUCGUGAUAAAGUUGAUGCAGCACGUAUCUGUGUCAAUGAAAAUUUAGACGAACAGAGAAAUCUAUUAUGCCAACUACGCAUAAAAUAUGAACCGUAUAUUAAUCAUAUUCUUAAAUAUCAACAGCACAAAGUGAUAGCAAAUUUACACGAAGUGUGUAAAAUACUUAAAACAAUACGUAAAGAUGUAGAGAAAAGUUUACAUUGGCAUUCUGAAUUUGAAAGAUUAUGUAGUGAAGAACUACAGUUAGUUGACGACUUCUGUCUUGCUCGAAGUGAUGAAAUAAACCAGAUUAUCGCAGAAAAUGAACAGUGGGUAUCUGUGACAAAUGAUUUAAAAUCAACAGACUGUAAGUUCAUUGUUCAGGUGAAAAUAUAACGCAAUUUUUUUUCUACACAUCCCCCAAUAUACUCGUGACUGUAAAAUCUUAUACUGCUAAAUAAUUAAGAUUACUUCAAAUGCAUCACUUGUUAAAUAAAGACAAUUGAGUAAUUGGAAAGCUAAAGGGAAAAAAAAUUAUUUUCAAAUUGAUAGAUUCUUAUAGUCUGUCUGGAUUAAACAUAGAACUGCACCGAAGUGCAGCAGUUCGAGUUGCCACAUUCCCAAUAGCACACAAAGGUAGACAAGAAGAUGAGUGAAGAGAAUCAGUAGAGUUUGACAGGUAUAAGAGCGAAAGAGAAUGGGUAAUGGUAGAAAGAAAUAUGAAAGAUUACAGAGACUGAAUACAUCUGCGCCAUUGACAACGAUUCUUAUAGAUGAACACACAGCAUCGUAUGUAUGCAUAAAUAGUUCCAGUUAGUUUUAACUAUAAGAAUACCGGUUUUCAGAUGAAUCUAUUCAAGUCCUAACCAUAAUCUAAUUUGAUUACUGUGUAUAAAUACACUCCUUGUUUGUAAUCUUUGAGCUAAUCUCAUCCCGCACACGAACUCGAAGGUCUACAAGCAGGGAAGAUAGGAUACUUAACCAACAAGAAUGGGACAUCAAUCAGCGAAAUCUAAAAGAAGGCCUCAAGCAGUUGUCCUCUGGGCUCUGCGGUCACGCAACCAACUUCCACGGUGUGGGCAGCCGGGAAGUAACAA
Trichobilharzia regenti is the source of this 2822-nucleotide messenger RNA. NCBI's taxonomy places the organism in Eukaryota, Metazoa, Platyhelminthes, Trematoda, Strigeidida, Schistosomatidae. The record is from the annotation of a GenBank genome assembly.